This is a messenger RNA of Ctenopharyngodon idella (grass carp), 2005 nucleotides long. RefSeq names its product submandibular gland secretory Glx-rich protein CA. The record is from RefSeq and is a predicted model, not a curated record. The transcript has 19 exons. Lineage: Eukaryota; Metazoa; Chordata; Actinopteri; Cypriniformes; Xenocyprididae. Gene Ontology annotation, biological process: homotypic cell-cell adhesion; positive regulation of neutrophil extravasation; T cell extravasation. Bases 247 to 1416 code for a protein of 389 amino acids.
AUGAGACAUUAGUGAGAAACAGAGAGGCAAACCUGCCAUUGGAUCCUGCACAAGUCAAUCCCACAUGUGGGUGGGCGGUAGAUUCAGAGCUGCACACCCAACGAAAGUUUAUACAACAAAAGGUUGUGGGAAAGUUGCACACCAACCACAUGCGUGCGAACACGAUUUGUACUACGAACAUCUUAAAAACAUUUUAAAGUAAGUUGCGUUUAAGAGCUUAUUGAGCUCAGUUUCAUUCAAGCCACAAUGAUGUCAUACUUGUGGAUUUUCGUCCUUGGAAGUUUAAUCGUGACUGGAGUAAAGAUGCAAGAAGACGGUGUGGAAGGUGCUGAGAAUGCCGAGUCUCCGGCAGAUGACCUUCCAUCAACCGUUCCAGAUGAAGAUUUUAUAUAUAUAUACGCAGACAACACAGCCACAGAAGAUUUACCGCCUGAUUCCAAAGAUGAGUCUCUCAGCGACGCAGAGCCUGCAGACGCUGAACCUACACCUGAAAAACCAGUGGAGGAGGUUGUGGAUGAAGCCGCAGCUUCUGCAGACAGUGAAGCUGAACAGACAGACCCUGAGUCAGGUGCUGCCGAGGACGAGCAGCCAGCAACACCAGCAGCUGCAGAGGAACCUGUUAAGGAAGAAGCUCCUGCUGAAGCAGUGUUUGUUCAUUGUUGUCCUGUUCUAGAUGAAGGCGAUGCAGAUAAAACAGAAGCUGAUCCACCUGCUGUAGAGACUGAACUUACUGAACAAGAAGUCAAGCCAGAGGAAGCUGCAGGUGAAGUAGAAGAGGAACCAGCGCAAGAGGAGCUGGACAAAGGUGAAGCAGACGCAGGUGAAACAGAUGCUGGUGAAACAGACGCAGGAGAAACAGACGCAGGAGAAACAGACGCAGGAGAAACAGACACAGGCGAAGCAGACACAAUUGAAGUAGACGCUGGUGAAACAGACACAGGAGAAACAGACACAGGAGAAACAGACACAGGAGAAACAGACGCUGGUGAAACAGAUGUUGGUGAAACAGAUGUUGGUGAAACAGAUGCUGCUGAAGCAGAACCCAGUGUCGUACCAGAGAAACCAAUGGAUUUUGAUGUAGCAGUGAAAGUUCAUGCUGACGAAUUUGAUCUUUCUGAUGCUCUCAGAGAAGAUAAAGAGAUUGAAAUGGGAGAUGCAGACAAACACAGUUCAGGUCAAGGCAAAGCUCGCAGCGCUGGAGCCGCUUCUGAGCCAAAAGACAGUGGAUCCGGUACGGUUGUUGGUGUUGUCUGUGGGAUUGCAGUAGCAGCUGUUGGUGCCAUAACCGGCUACUUCACCUAUCAGAAGAAGAAACUGUGCUUCAAGGUCCAGAGAGGUGACCCAGAGAGUGCCAAAGAAGAGAACGGCACGCAGAGCGAACCACAGGUUUUAAGCACCCUCCUGAAUUCGCCCUAACUCAAGCAGUGAACGCGGGUCUGCAGGCGGUGAAUUCCCAUGAAGCUACUGUGAACUGGUUUACAUUGGAACAGCACAUUGUAACUACUCACAUCUUGAGAAUCAGAGUGAACUUCACAAACAAAUGCAUUCACAGUGCAGAAAGUCAGCAAACAUUCAUUUAGAGUUCCUGACGCAGCCUUCUUCAUAACAUCAUCAUCACCUCCUACUGCUUCGACUACAGUUCUGAACUAGCACACAGGACUGUUAAUAAUUGGUUUUGAAUGUAAUUUCACAUAGUUUGAAUGGGACGGGAUGUGUGUAUGUGUAUGCAUGUGUAAUUUGACAGCCUUUUGGGAGAGGCAUUUCAUUUUGUUGCUUUAAAAAGUGUCAUUUAGUUACUGUGUUAUUAAUCACACAGUUUUGUUUGAUGUCUAAUUGUUGCCGCUGAUUCAUAAACAAGCAAAUCUCACACCGUGGAAUGAUUCACUUUGAAAUUGUGUUGUCUGACCAAAUAGAAUUCAUAGGAUUUUUUCUUUCUUUUUUGUUUUUGUUUUUUAAAUUCUGUAAAUAAGUGUUGAGUUUGAAUAAAGGGUUGGUUACAUUUAAA